Molecule: messenger RNA, 2333 nt
Organism: Bombina bombina (fire-bellied toad)
Lineage: Eukaryota; Metazoa; Chordata; Amphibia; Anura; Bombinatoridae
Gene: TEX261
Product: testis expressed 261
Exons: 6
Coding region: 1100-1690 (196 amino acids)
Biological process (GO): endoplasmic reticulum to Golgi vesicle-mediated transport
Cellular component (GO): endoplasmic reticulum membrane; COPII-coated ER to Golgi transport vesicle; Golgi membrane
Molecular function (GO): COPII receptor activity
Source: RefSeq, a predicted model, not a curated record
GGACCUGUUCUCUAUGGUUAUGUGUCCAGCUGUCUUGCUGGAGGGAGAUAGCAGGAAGCUAAGGGUGCAAUCGGAGGGUGAGACGGGGAGUGUAGGAACUUAUACCCGGGGCAGGGGUGUGGAUGCUCCGGGCAGUAGCUUAUACCUGGUGCCGGUAUAGGCUGGGGAGGGAUUGCAUACGUCAGGGAGGCAUUUCAGGGGGCACAAUAUAAAGCUGUUAGGGGCACAGUUCAGAGCAAGUUCAGCAAAAAGAAGCUUUAAGACCCAAUAAGUGCUAGGGGCAGUAAGGGGUUACAGAGUGUGAUAAUAAGACUCUGAGACACAGUAAGUGCCUACAGGGGGUUACAGAGUGUGAUAAUAUUAAUUCAGGUAGGGCCUACGGGGGGUUAAAGGGUGUGAUAAUAAUAACUCAGUAAGUGGCUACAGGGGGUUACAGAGUGUGAUCAUAAUACGACUCAGUAAGUGGCUACAGGGGGUUACAGAGUGUGAUCAUAAUAAGACUCAGUAAGUGAUUACAGGGGGUUACAAAGUGUGAUCAUACUAAGACUCAGUAAGUGGCUACAAAGGGUUACAGAGUGUGAUAAUAACUCAGUAAGUGAUUACAGGGGGUUACAAAGUGUGAUCAUACUAAGACUCAGUAAGUGGCUACAAAGGGUUACAGAGUGUGAUAACUCAGUAAGUGGCUACAGGGGGCUACAGAGUGUGAUAAUAACUCAAUAAGUGGCUACAGGGGGUUACUGAGUGUUAUAAUACGACUUAGUAAGUGGCUACAGGGGGUUACACAGUGUGAUCAUAAUAAGACUCAGUAAGUGGCUACAGGGGGCUACAGAGUGUGAUAAUAAGACUCAGUAAGUGGCUACAGGGGGUUACAUAGUGUUAUAAUAAUACGACUCAGUAAGUGAUUACAGGGGGUUACAGAGUGUGAUAAUAAUAAGACUCAGUAAGUGAUUACAGGGGGUUACAGAGUGUGAUAAUAAGACUGAGACCCUGUAGGUGCCAGGGGCAGUAAGUGGCACAGUUGGUACAGAGAGCCAGACAGUAAGGAAGGAGGUUUACAGAGAGCUUGAGUGUAAGGUUGGUGCAGGGUUUAUACAGCAACAUGUGGUUUAUAUAUGUUCUCAGCUGGAUGUCUCUGCUCAUCCAAGUAGCCUUUAUUGUCCUGGCAAUAGCUGCUGGAUUGUACUAUUUAGCGGAGCUUAUAGAGGAAUACACUGUAGCGGCCAGCAGGAUAAUCAAGUACAUGAUCUGGUUUUCCACGGGGGUGCUGAUUGGCUUGUACCUGUUUGAGAAAUUCCCCAUUUUCAUGAUUGGAGUUGGUCUGUUCACUAACGUAGUGUACUUUGGGCUGCUGCAAACGUUCCCUUACAUUAUGCUGACCUCCCCUAACUUCAUACUGUCCUGUGCUCUUGUGGUUGUGAAUCACUAUUUGGCGUUCCAGCACUUCGCUGAAGAAUAUUACCCUUUCUCAGAGGUUCUCUCAUACUUUACCUUCUGCUUGUGGCUCAUCCCGUUUGCAUUCUUUGUGUCCCUGUCAGCAGGAGAGAAUGUUCUGCCAUCCACAGUCCAACAAGGAGAUGAUGUUGUAUCCAACUAUUUUACAAAGGGUAAGAGAGGAAAACGUUCCGGGAUCCUCGUUAUAUUCUCUUUCAUCAAAGAGGCCAUUUUGCCAAGCAGGCAAAAAAUGUACUAAGGCUACUGAUAAACAUACCACGUGGUCAAAAUGUGAGCCAGUUAUGCCAAAGCACGUUAAAGAGCAGAGACACAAAGGAAAUAGAACACUUGAAAGGAUGACGCAUCAGUUAGUCCGCCUUCCACGAACUCUACACUCUAAUGCGCUUUUCCAGGAGGACUUUAAUCAGAUCUCCAACACCUGCAGCAUGCUGGCAAUAUAUGAUAAGAGACGUGCUGUGCAUCCGGAAUAUGUAGCUGCAUAUUUCUAUUUUAAAAUGACUGGCGCCUACAGGGGAUUUCUACACGUGGACAAGUUCAAUACGAUUUUAGAUUCCUAUUUUGCAAAACUUUCUAUGGUUUACAUCCUGUGGCAGAACUUGUAAGAAGUUGUAUUCUAAAGAAUAAUUUAAAGAAUAAACCUUAAAUAUUCUUUAAUUAACGGAUAGAAACCAGGUUCUAACCACCUUUUUACACUUAGUGCCAAUAGAUAUUUUUUCUUGCGCUACAAUACAUCCCAGUUUGGCUUAUUAGUCAUUCAGCUCGGUGGAAGUAAGAUUGGUGGUGAUUGGAUGUUCAGCAUGAUGAAUAAUACGACACUACCAAUAGGUUCCUCAUCCACUGCACUAGCAGGUUCUCAUGUGAAAUAAAGAGGCAUUUGGUAA